UCAGCAGUGCCCGGGCGCGUCUGUGUGCAGCGCGAGCGCUGCAGCUAAACAACGCUCUCUAGAGAGAGAGAGAGAGAGAGAGAGAGAGAACGAAAGACAGAGAAGGAGAAUCGCUCGCAUGCUCUCUCGCGGCGGCCGAGAGAGAGCUGUCCGUCGUCCGUGUGUUCUCGCGCGUGUGCGCGCGCUCUCGCGCUAGCUUCUCUCACUGUUGUGUCUAUAACGUACGUGUCUCUCCGUUUCAUCGAGGCUGGAUCUCGUAAAUACUCAGUUUCUCCGCGAGCGCGAGUUGUAAAACACGAGACAGUGCGACUCCAGCGCGUUCAUCUACUGCAGCAGCUGUGGAGCAGCGAGAGGAGAUCGCUGCAGAGAAGUGAGUUCAACCAGUGCAGCUUGCGACCCCACAGCAAAUUUCCCAGUACCCGCCGAGUAUCCGAGUUCACGCGCGCGUGUGCAGAUCGGGAAGUUGGCGACGAGGCCGUUGGGCCUCCACCUCGAGCGUUCUCAUAACCUCAACGUUGCAUGGACGCUGGCAUAAUUCGUCGUCGCGCGUCGCAUCGGGAAUACGGAUUUCCUCGCAUCGGACCGCCAGGUAUACGUGCUCGCGAGCUAUAACCACAGCCUGCGGCGAGCUUGUGUGUAUAUAUAUAUAUAUAUAUAUAUAUAUAUAUAAAAAAGGGGCAACGCCGUGUAUAGCCUGCUGCGAGCACACGAAUAGGUCGGGGCCUCGGAAGACUGACGAGUGCGAGAGAGACGGAAAAAGGUGUGCCGGAGUUACCGACCGAGGCUGUGCAUGUGUGCGUGUGCAGCUCUCGCGCGCGCGUUCCUCCAUCUCUCUCUCGCUCGUUCGCUUGCGUCGGCCGUCCGCGCCACAGCCGCGUCUCUCUGUCUCUCUUGCGCAGUGCACCAGGUCGGCCCCUGCUGCUGCCUGCGUACGUUGUACACAUAAUAUACCGUAUUAUAGCGGCCUGGACUCGUCGUGUUCCCCGACUCUGGCCCGCCGCCGCCGCGCAGGAAGAACCGCUAUAGGAGAAGAACAAGCUGCAGGUGCCAGUCGCAGAUCAAAGCCAGAGCCAAGUAAUCAGCCCGGCGAAUCGCGCGAGGGCGCCGCCGUCGGGUGUCAGAGUCCCUCGUCUCGUUAUAACAGCCGAGGCGACAACGACAUCGGCGACUAUACACAAGCCGGCAAAGCAGCAGUAGCGGCGGCAGCACUGCUGGAUGAAAUGACAGUGAGACAAAGAGAGUCGAGGCGAUGAGCCGCCAACGCUCGUGGCUGCAGAAGAAGAGCCGGUGUCCGCGCGCAAGCAGGAUGAGGCCGCCGCUCGACGACAAUACCGAUACGCUCUCGCGACUUGCAGCCUGAGCUGGGACAAGCAGCAGCAGCAGCAGCAGCACGAGGCAGCAGAGGCACGUGAGAGGGAGUAGGAAAACAAGCGCAGACGGCGACAGAUGCUAAUCGACGGAGCUCUCGAGUGCGGGUGCAGUGCGCGACAUGUUUGUGUGUAAAUAAGGAAAGAGAGCGGCUCCAGCAAAGUGCAGUGACGACGACGACUACGACGGCGAGGACGGGGCUCGCGAAAAAUGAAAAGAAAGUGGGUUCAGUGAAACCGAGGCAAGAGAAAUACACGUCGCACGCACUCGAGCAAGGGGGAAGAGCGAGAGGAGCUAGAGAUAUGCCUUAUCGAGCCCGCGACGUCUGACAGAGAGAGAGAGAGAGAGAGAGAGAGAGAGAGAGAGAGAGAGAGAGAUAGAGAGAGAGAGAGAGAGAGGGAGAGAGAGAAAGAGAGAGAAAAAGAGCGAGAUAGGCACAGCACUCGUGAAGCGCGCACAUACAUGACAUAUACAUCACAUAUGUGCGCGGCUGGAGAUACGCGUGGUGUGACUAUUGCAGCAGCAGCAGCAGCGCUAAUACACAAGCGGCCGCGUGAUCGGGUUCACGCGGCGUCCUCGUCGGCCAGGAGGAGAAGGAGAACGACGUCGAGGAGUCGGUGAACGAGUCGAUACCUCUCGGCCGCACGGGCAUUACUAUUCUUCGCACCGGCGGCCGCCUCGAGCACCCUCACGACGCAGCUGACGUCAUUACGCCCCAGCAGAGCUACGGUUCGAGCUCGCGUCAAGCGGUGUCUCCGCGGACGGUCGAGGGUAGCGGUGUCGGGGGCGGCGCUGCUGCGGCGGCUGGUGGCAGCAGCGGUGGCGCCGGCACAGGCUCCCCGCAACAGCAGCAGCAGCAGCAGCAGCAGCAGCAGCAACAGCAGCCGCAGCUUCGCUAUCACCAGCAGCAGCAGCAGCAGCAGCACCACCACCACCACCAACAGCAGGCCUCGAGCACGACGGGCCCCCCGAGCUUGGCGGGGCCUCCAGCCCACAGCCUGCCGCCGCCGCACCACCCGCACUUCUACCACUACCUCCAUCAGCAGCAGCAGCAACAGCUGCACCAGUACCAGGUCGCCAAGGCACAAGCAGCAGCAGCGGCCGCCGCAGCAGCUGCAGGCCCCUCAUCAUCGCCGGGAUCGUUGGCGAUGAACAGUGGCCCGGCUGGCGGCCCUGGCCAGCCACCAGCGGGACUACAAGCGACCUCGUCCACCUCCUCUCGUGACCAGCACGUGCAGCAGCAGCAGCAGCAGCAGCAGGGAAGUGACCCGAGCGGCCUGAACAUUACGAUAAUGAACAUCACGGUGCCACCAGUGGUUCCGGUACCGGCGGGUCUGCGCUUCGUCCACCCGUCGUACCUACCGCCUCCGCCGCCACACUCGCACCAGCCACCUUCGCAGCAACAACAGCAGCAGCAGCAGCAGUCGGCGGCUGCCCAGGUGGCGCAGAUCGGCUCGAACAACAACUCGGCCUCGCCUGUGUCCGUCUCCUCGGGACCCUCGUCCAUCGUUGUGCAGCAGCAGGUCAGCGGUAGGCAGCAGCAGCCCUCGCCAGCCUCGAGCGCCGCCGCAGCCUACACGAGGGACGUCUAUCGCAACGCCAGUCCCAAUGUGAACGAGCGCGUAGCGAUAAGCGUGAGCAGUAGUCCAGUCUCUUCGCAAGUGGUUGGAGUUGGCGCGGGUGGCGAAUAUGUAGUAAGCGGCCGGGGGGAUCGGCAGAGGAUAUCGCUAUUACCGGCACCAGCCUCGAUAGCGCCCGCGGCUUCGCCCACCGCGCCCACGGAUUAUCACGCGGCCGCGGCUGCUGUGGCGCGCAACAGCAGGGGCAGCGCCGGUGCGCCGCCACCACCGUCGCCUGCCGGCCUCCUGGCCGCCAUGCAGCCGCAGGACUAUCGGCCCAGUCCCGUUGACAUGGCGCAGCAACAGCAGCAGUCGCAGCAGCAGCAGCAGCAGGAUGCGCCGCCCUUUAAAAAAAUUCGCCUCGGUCAACCCACCCAGCUGGUGCCGUCAACCCAGCAACACAGCAUUAGCGGCGUUAAUGUGAUGUCGCAUUCAGAGGUGUUUAGAAACCCGGUGCAGGACACGCUUAUCAUUAAACAGAGGGUCCAAACCUCACAGAUCCAGCCUCUGAGGAUAGAUACAAGGCCGACGGCUGGUGUGUACACGCCACAAACAGAGGCGAUUUCGCCGACUCUUCCUGAGCCUAAUACACAAGAGGACACGGUAUUUAAAAUCACCAAAGACGAUCUUUUGCAACAGAUCGCCAAGGUUGAUCGAGAAAUUGCAAAAAGGGAAUCACAGAUUAGCAAACUUCGGAAAAAGGUGAAAGAGAUAGAAGAAGUAGCUAGUAAACCCUUGGAGGCGCCUGGCACAAAACGGCCUGUGGAAGAAGCGUCUUCGCAACCCAAGCAUCAGUCCCUUGUACAAAAAAUAUACGCUGAGAAUAGGAAAAAAGCGGAAGAGGCGCACAGGUUGUUAGACAAGCUAGGUCCGAAAGUGAAACUGCCACUCUAUAAUCAGCCCUCGGAUACCAGCGUGUACCAGGAGAAUCGCGUUAGGCACCAGUGCCUGAAAACGCGGCUCGUUGAGAGACUUCGGCAGGAACACGCGGAUCGUGCCUCGUUGCAUCGCCAGCAGUCACAGACCUAUGCGAUACUCGUGCAGGAGUGGCACCGAAAGGUAGAGAAGCUCGAGGCGACGCAAAAGCGUAAGACGAAGGAGGCCAAGAACCGUGAGUUCUUUGAGAAGGUCUUUCCGGAACUGCGCAAGCAACGCGAGGACAAGGAACGAUUCAACAGGGUCGGAGCACGAAUCAAGAGCGAGGCCGAUCUUGAAGAAAUCAUGGAUGGUCUGCAAGAGCAGGAGGAAGAGUUGUCGACCGAGUUAAAAAAUGCGUUAAAAGAACUUCAGAUGGAGGACAAGAAGAUGCGUUCGUACGCGGUGAUACCGCCGCUGUUGCUGGACGCGAAACAGCGGAGGAUCGCGUUUCAGAAUCGCAACGGUCUACUGCAGCCUGAGGAGCUCGAGGCGAUGCACAGCGAGAGGAAGCUGAUCAACGUUUGGAGCCAGACCGAGCACGAUAUGUUCAAGGAGAAGUACCUCCAGCACCCCAAGAACUUUGGAGCGAUAGCCCAGUCAUUCGAGCACAAGUCCGUCGCGGAUUGCGUGCAUCACUACUACCUCACUAAGAAAGCGGAGAAUUAUAAGCAGCUAUUGAGAAAAUCGAGGCGUACGCGUAGUUCUCGAAACAAUCCUAACAAUAAGGUAAAUAAUAGUAACUCCACUAUCGGACCUAUAGAUAUAUUGACGACGGGAGUAACGACGAGGCUGCAGCGUGAGCAGCAACAGAAAACCCAGGAAAAUCCCCAGAGCAGCGCGGCGGCGUCGAGUAGUAGUAGUAGCGCGAAUGCGACGACGUCGAGCUCCUCUUCAACAACAAACACCACCUCCACCUCGUCCGCGUCGACGGCGGUCACGAGUGCGAGCUCCGUCACCACGAGCUCGUCGUCCGCGUCUUCGAGUAACGCUGCCGUGGCUGCUGCGGCGAGUUCGUCCACCGGUAGUAGUAGAGACGCUGCUUCGGCGAGUUCGACCGCGGAGCCCUCGUCGACAGCAACGACGACCACAAUUACGUCGACAUCCACGACUGCAGCGUCAGCAUCCGUCCAGAGUACCAGCGCGACGACGACGACGUCGAGCGUACUCACGACGACGCCCACGUCGUCGACCAGCGCCAAGGACGCUCGCGAAGCCAAUAAGGAGAACAAAGAGAUUAAGACCGAGCCCAAAGACUCGAUACUCAAGGAUAUCAAGGAGGAGUCACAGUCCAGCUCCGAGACACACUCCAGCAGGGAAAUAAAGGUUGAAAGCAAGGGCGCCCUCUCCUCGUCAUCCAACACAAGUACGGCCAAUACCAACAACGCGAGUAGUAACCUUCAGAUAGAGAUUCAGCAGCAACAGCAGCAGCAGCAACAACAACAACAGCAACAGCAAAAAGACAAGAAAAAGAAUGCGGGAGUCACUUGCGGAUCUACCGCCAUCAGCAGGUCGAAGGAUAAGAAAAAGGAAAAUCACGCGACGCCUAUGGAGACCAGUGAUGAGGAAGCCCAGGCCAUGGACGCGAUGGAACUCGGCGGCAGGCAGCUGGGGCCCCACCCCUGCGCGAUCUGCCAGACGAUGGUGGAGGCGGGCAACCAGAGCCGGCCGCUGUCGCGCAGCCAGGCCUCGCAGUACGGGCUGCGCGAGGAGCAGGUGCCCCAGGGCGCCAGGGUCUGCAACACCUGCCGCUGCAAGUCCGUCCGGGGACGGUACACCACCUGCCCGCUGCCCGGAUGCCCCAACCUCAACAGCGCCAGCAGCAAGACCAGGGUCAAGCGGCUGCGGGCGCUGCCGCCCAAGUGGAACGAUCUGCCGGCCGAGAUCCGGGACCCGAUCGUCCAGGAGUUCCAGAUCCCGAGCAACACGACCAAGUGCUGCUCGGCCUGCUUCAACAGGAUAUCGCGCCGCCUGGCGCCCCACUUCUCCGGCUCGAGCGGCCCCGACGGCGCGGACGAGGCCGACGCGAUCGGCCGGCAGUGGAGCGACGAGGAGCUCGAGCAGCUGCGCAAGGCCCUGCGGGAGCACGGCACCAACUGGCCCAAGGUCUCCGAGCAGAUAGCCGGCAAGUCGAACCACCAGUGCAAGAACUACUACCUGACCUACCGCAAGAAGCUCGGGCUGGACCAGGUCGUCGCCGAGUACUACCAGUCGCUCGGCGAGGAGCGCAGGCCCUGCCUCACCGACGAGGAGGAGAGCGGCAGCAGCACCAGCAGCUGCGACGAGUUGGCUGUGCAUGAUACGAGCGAUACUGCGAGCGCGGGCAGUCCCGCGAACACGAUAUCGAGCAGCACGCCCACCGCCUCGGCGGCGUCCUCGUCGUCGGCGACGGCGGGCGGCGGCCUGCCGAUGCCCUUCCCCCAGUCGCAGGACGCGAAGGUCGCCGAGAAGCUCGCUGACGUGGCGGUGGUGUCGUUGGUCGCGCCCUCGCCCAUGACCAGCUCCCAGCAGCCGGCCCAGCAGAAUCCGCCCACGAGCACGAGGGAGGACUACGACAGCUCUGCCACGGAGACGGCGGACGAAGGUCAGGGUGGUGCCGACUUGGACACUAGCGGCGUCGUGGUCACGCUCGCGGCGCCCGCGGCCGUUGUCGCCAGCCAGCAGCAGCAGCAGCAGCAGCAGCCGCCGCCCGGACUCGUCCAGACGCAGCCCCAGCCGCCGGCGCUCGUGCAGUCGCCGCCAUCCACCACGAGCAACAACAACCCGCUCACCGUCAAGGACCUCAUGCUGGGCGUGAUCGAGAUGCAGCUGAAGCGCAACCAGAACAGCCCGGGUGGCUCGAGGUCGUCGGUACCCGUCAGCUCGGGAACGCCCACGAUAUCGAGUAUCCUGAAGACGGACCACCGCAACGACAUCACCUUCGUGCGCGAGUACAAGGCGCCGACACAAGCUCCCAGCAUGUCCAACACUGCCAUACCCAAUCGGGAUCCGAACCUGGCGACGCUCUCGGUUGUGUCCGGCCCGCAUCACGGACAUAGGUCGGCCUCCAGUCCACAGCAGAUGAGCCAGAUGCAGGCGACCAUCACCCCCUGCCCGCCGUCGGCAGCCAACCAACAGCCGCAGCCCACUGGACAGGAUAUGCUGCCCAAGGAGGGCCUGGUCGUCAUGCAGGUACAGCAAGCGAUGCGAGACACGGAAGGCACGCUUGAUCUGAGCAUCAAAAAGCCACGCCAGCAGCAGGAGUAUAAUCACACGCUGCAGCCACCGCCACCGCAUAAGCCAGCCGCGGUGAGUCACUACAGAGCGGAACCCCCUCCGCCGCCGCACUCGACCUACUACCACUCUCACGCUCAUCCGGAAUCUCAGAGCCGCGGUGCCAAAAGUCCGCACGUGUACGCCUCGUCGCCGAGGCCGCAGGCGCCUCUUACUCCCAAGAUGACCAAAGUCUCCGUGCCGCCGACAUCGCACCCUAAGCUCUCGCCUAAACUCAGCAACAUGAGCACGCCGCACAAGACCGGCUCGAUCACUCACGGAACUCCAGUAUCCACCACAAGGUACGACGGACUGCUCAGGCAGAUGACGCCACCUGGAAACGCCAAUCAGCCCAAUCCCAGUACUACUCCAGUAGGUUCCAAAGAAACGGGCUCCAUCACGCAAGGAACGCCUGUACACCCAUACGCCGUGGACAAGCGUGCUCCAAUGUACGACUACCGUUCCAUCAGACACUCUCCUGUCACUACGAGCAACGUGCCUGUACAGGCGUCUCAGAACUCCGGAGUCGUCGUCAGUCACAGCCAAAGCGGCAGCAAUCAAUACAACUCGUACCCGCCACGUCAAGCUCCGAAUUAUACCAUGGAGCAACUCUCGUCUCGUCAAAUCAUCAUGAAUGACUACAUAACCAGCCAACAGAUGCAUCCGCGCAACCGCAGCGGCGGUUCCGCCGAAGGCGAACGACCCAAAAGCGAAGCUCCCCCGGACUUUUUAUAUUUCCACGCGAAUACUCCUCCUUCCCAGACGCACACCCAGCCGCGUCAGGGGGUUAUCCACAGGCACAAUACGCCGAAACAUUACGCACCUCCACCACCUGGUCUCGAAGCUUUCUCCAGCUUAGUAGAUGUGGCCGUCCAGCAGCCAAGUCUGCCCGUACCCCACCCACCGCCAGCCAGCAGCAGCGGGCAUGAAGGUCUCUGCAUGUCUAUCGAGCGCAUGUAUCCGGGAGGUUACACGAUAGAUAAUCGUUCGCUGCAGAAUAUGCCCAGGUUGGCUAGACAACAGACGAUGCAACAUCAAAUGGCUGCAGCCAUUCAGCAAAGAGAAGAGCAGCAACGAGAACGCGAGCGUGAUAACAUGUUGCGCGAGAAGCAGCAGCAAGAAGAGGAACAGCGGGAACGUAUUCAGCGCGAAAAAGAACAGCAGCAACAACAACAGCAGCUGCACCAUCAAAGGGAGAUGGAGCGCAUUGCCGUGCAUCAGCGUGAAAAGGAGAUUCAACAACAACAGCAAGAGCACAGAUUAGCUCAGCAGCAGCGAGAGCAAGAAAUGCAUCUAGCUGCGGCUGAUCACCGAAUAGCUGUUCAGCGUGAGAAAGAGAUGCAGCAGCAGCAGCAGCAGCAGCAGCAGCAACAGCAACAACAGCAGCAACAGCAGCAGCAACGAGAAAGAGAGCGAGAACGGGAACGGGAGCGGGAGCGAGAACGAGAACGAGAACGAGAACGUGAGCGGGAACAGCAGAGCCACGCGGAUCAUAGACUAAGUAUGCAUCAGCAACAGCAGCAGCGCGAGAAGGAUAUGCAGCAGCAACAUUAUCGGCUUGUGCAACACCAGCAUCAGCGCGAGAAGGAGAUGCAGUUGGCUGCUGCCGCAGCACAACGCGAAAAGGAGCAUCAGGAGCACAGACUGGCAGUGCAACAACAACGCGAAAAAGAAAUUCAGCAGCAAGAGCUAAGGCUCCAGCAACAGCAUGCGGAUCAUAGGCUGGUCAUGCAACGCGAUAAUCUAGCUUACCUGCAACAGCAACAGCGAUUUCAGAAACAGCAAAUGCAACAAAUUCAUCAACAGCAACGUUUAGAGGCCGAGAGACGGCAAAUUGUGCAGAUUUACAAGGAUCAGAAAGAGGCUCAUCUGUAUAGGGAACUGGAGCGACAAUGUGAAUCACCCAGCAUGGCAAAGGGCGGCGGGUUCUUCCAGCCUACGCGAAUACAGCAACAAUCUCAACCGCCUCCACCUUCUUCUAGGCACAGUCAAUCAUCUUCCAAUCAACAAAGUGACUCAUCGUCUACAUUGACUGCUGCCAGUUUGAUUGAUGCUAUCAUUACGCAUCAAAUCAAUCAGAACACUGACAACAACAGUGGCAAUAAUCCUGCCAACAAUCAGCCAACACGUCCUGGUGAUAGACUUUUUCAGGGUUUUCAUAGAGAUAGUCCAGCAGAACCUAACGGCAUGGCUCACAGUCCAGCUGGGGAAGAAAGAGAAUCUAACAGAGAGUCGGGAAGUGGAAGUGGCAGCGCAAGCGGUGGUAAGGCCAUUACUCUUGGCGAGCACGUAGACCACAUUGUGAGCAAGGAUUAUGGGCCGCCGAUAUCUUCCUACAGGCCUUAUCAAGGGUAUCAGAUCUCGGAAGAUCAGUGGAAGCGGAGAAAAGGUGCUGAACCGGAUUCUGUGAAAUCUGGCGAUGAGCGACAAAUAAUCCGCGUCGCCCAGCAGAAGUCAGCUUCUUCACAGUCUCAGCAGUCCCACCAAAGUCAACAGUCGAGCAAGCAACAGCAACAGCAACAAUUUCACACUGAGCCAGUGUCGCCACCAGAGCCCUCGACGAACCACUAUCCGCGUCGUUUCUACGAGCCCAGCACUGCCACGACCACGACUUCAGUGACGCCCUCCAGCAAGUCACACCUUUCACCUCUCGACUAUGUGAAGAACAAAAUUGUCGAAGUGAUGCGCACUGAGGAUGACAAAACAAGCUCCGGUGACAGAAACGGCGGAGGUGCUGGCAAUGACAAAGACGACAAAUCUUGCGCUGACAGCUCGCCGGGUGGAGAGAUGGUAAUCGACGAGUCGCCCAGUCAGCCGCCAGCUCCGACUCCAACGACCUUUUAUCCAUUCAACGCGCUAGGCGUACACACUGGGCCACCACCUGCGCCACCGCCGACGAGUGGAGGAACUGCCGUGACGGUUGUCCAAAGCGAGGAACCUGCGCCUCUACUCUGCGCCCAAUACGAGGCUCUCUCGGACGAGGAUUGAUAUUUUGAGACGAAACAGAAUAACCGUCUAAUGCUUAGAACUAUCAGCCCCUGACUCGCCGCUGCAUUAUCGCUGACUAUUAUUGCGACUCUUCUGAUUGAGGCAACGAACUAACGACUUGUGAAGACACGAAGAAAAUCGGAAAUGGCAAUUUUAAUGUGACUCUGUCUGAAAAAGGGGUAUUUAUGCGUGGUAAUCGUAAAAAUAUACGAUGCGCUUUUUUUUAUUAUUUUGGUUCUUUUAUAAGUCUGCUAUUUAGGGAAACAAACAUUACUUUUAUUCCCUUGUCGCAUAUACUCUACUUCUUUUGAAAGUCCAACUUUUUUUAUAUUUUUUAUGGUAUUCAAAUCACAGUUCAUUUUGAAUUUUACAGUUUUUAAGAUGUAAAUAUAGGAGUAACUUCUAAAGCUUUUCUCGCACGCAUUGUAUUUUUACUUUUACUCAGAAUAUCUUUUUUUCAACGUGAAAUGUGUACAAUUCGUCGGUAUCGCCAAUAAGAAUUCUUUAUUCGAUACGACAGACUUUUUUUUAAUUGUAUCAAUAAUCGUUUAUACGUCGACGAGCGCAGAGUGCCAAUGAACAAUAUCAUUUUGUAAUCGUAUUUUAACCAAAUGUUGUAUAUGUACAAUUUAUACAUUUUUAUUUUUAUUUUAUUUCUUUAAGGAAUUAUAUCAAGCUGUAAAAUAUCGAGAUCAAACUGAAAAAUGUAGAUUAACAUUGAACACUGCUGUUCAAGAACUUUUUUUUUUAUUUUUAAUUUGGUGAUUUUAGUAUCAGUAAAUGAAACACUAUAUUCUGCGCGAUUUGUCAAAUAUGUAAAUAACGAUUUACGAUCGUCGAGAAAACAUUUUCUAAUCUCGAAAAGCUGUAUAAAAAUUCUUUUAUUUUAGGAGAGCGAAAUCUUUAUUAGCAAAAGACGGGCCAUUUACCGCAUUGAUUAAAAGUUACGAACCGCGUCAUAUUUUAGCCACUACAGUGUACAAUUUUUGGAAAACUAUUAUCGAACAAGUCAGCGUUCAUUCCAUCAUCGGUACAAGUCUGUUGCGAAUACGAAGUGUAGAUGCGGUUAUAAGAAAAGAACAGAGUGUUUCACGUUUGUAUGUAUGCACUGAAUUGCAAACAUUAGAAGCAGCGAAGUUUUAACUGAAAAUGUGACAGUGCUAGACUUUGGCGGAAAAAGCAAACGUAGCCCGGGAUUACAAUGCAGACGCUUUUGUAAAUAUGAUUGCGUAGUAUAAUCGUUAAAUGAUAAAUACAGCGUUAAUGGUGUGUGUGUGUGUUUUUAAUUCGAAUGAGUCUGUGUUAUGUCUGCUACACGUGAACAUUCAUCGAGAAAUGCAAGUGCGAAAAGUGUAGUCGUUAGAUAGAUUAUGGAAAUUAACGAAUGCAAGAGUGAUCAUAAAGAGAGUCAACUGCACGAGUCACGUCGAGAAAAAGAGUGAAGAUAAUUAAUGCGCUGUUUUAUAGUGAUGCGGUUCGCGCCGUCGCCACCCUCUUUCAUUUAUAUUUUCCGUUUUUUUCCAAUAAUGUGGUUUCACGAAAGAUUAAAUAUAUACAUUAAUAAGCUUAAGCGUUGUACAAAGUACAUAAUAAUAAUUUUUAAGAGUGAAGUAUAAGUAAUUAUAACGAUUAUUAGUUUAUUAUGUAUAGAAGUAAGGAAGGAAAUUCUAGGCCCAGAUUAAGUAAUGUAGCUAGCGUAUAGAAUUUAGGAAACCACGAACUGACUAGGGAUGACUUCCCAAGACUACGUUCUCUUAUAAUUGAAAUAAACAGCCGAUUAAAAAGUGAUUGAAUCGUCGAUGAACGAA
Nasonia vitripennis (jewel wasp) is the source of this 11950-nucleotide messenger RNA. RefSeq lists its product as uncharacterized. Gene Ontology annotation, biological process: regulation of transcription by RNA polymerase II. NCBI's taxonomy places the organism in Eukaryota, Metazoa, Arthropoda, Insecta, Hymenoptera, Pteromalidae. Bases 2517 to 10142 code for a protein of 2541 amino acids. The transcript is spliced from 23 exons. The record is from RefSeq and is a predicted model, not a curated record.